AUGAUGCGAAGUACUGGUAGAUCUACGAGUUCGAGAGCUUUAGCAGAUGCGGAAUUGAAACAUUCCCUCGAAGCGAGGAUGGAAAAGAACGGGAAGAAGGAUGAGUCAGAAAAAAAGCUUCUAGAGGAGGACGGAAUACCGAGCAGUUACAGGGGCAGAGCAAGUGUUCUCGAGCGCAAAUUUUUCUUGUACCUAAGCGACUUCUUCAAACUUGGAUGGAGCGAGAAAGGCCUCAAAGAAGCGGACAUCUCUUCGCCACAAGAAAAGUCUAAGUCUGAAGAACUAACCAAGCGCUUGGAGCAAAAAUGGGAGGUAGAAUCGAAGAAGAAAAAUCCCAGCUUAGCAUGGGCCCUGGCGAAAGCCUUCAUUCCAGAACUUCGGAAGCCCGCGUUUUUUAUGUGCAUUGCCGAGUUUAUGCGCUUUUACAGUUGCUUCGUGCUCACUUGGUUGAUCAAGAGCUACAGAGAGAACGACUUCUACUCGUCGUAUAAAUGGGCUUUCCUCUUUGGACUUGUAAAUAUCUGCUGGACUUGCUGCCAUCAUCCGAAUUUCCUCUACCACCAAAGAGCUGGCGCGCACAUGAGAAUAGCCUGCUGCUCGCUCAUGUUCAAGAAGCUGCUCAAAAUAUCCCAGCCAGGCUUGCAGCGAACUUCAAGAGGCCAACUAGUAAACCUUAUGUCCAACGAUGUAAUGAAAUUCGACAUUGCGUUGAUUUUCAUCAACUACUCGUAUCUAGCCCCCCUCGGUUGCGCCUUUGCUCUCUGGUUUCUCUGGCCAACGUAUGGUUAUGCAUGUGUGGGAGGUUUUAGCAUUUUAAUCGUACUUGCUAUUCUUCAAUCUUUUCAAUCGCGGCUUUUUCUACAUAUCCGAAUGAAGACAGCGGGCAGAAGUGACAAAAGAAUAAAAAUUAUCGACGAAAUGAUCAAUUCCAUGAAAGCUAUCAAGGUUUAUUGCUGGGAGAAACACUUCGACGGAUUAAUUGCAGAUAGCCGAGCAGAUGAAGUUCGAGCAAUCUGGUCGGGAAAAUUCCUCGUUGGUCUUUUUUCUUCUUGCUUUAUUUUUGGUACGAAGUUGUCGACAUUUUGCAGCGUUGCGAUUUAUAUUUACUACACUGCCGCCACGGAUUUUUCCGCCGAGAAGAUCUUCUUCCUCAUUGCGCUGUUGAAUGCUGUAAGAGUGUCGGUCUCCAUCUUCUUCCCGCUAAACUGCGUUUUUGCUAGCGAAGCCUACGGAUCUGCAAAACGUAUUCAAGAGUUUCUCAUGCUCGAAGAGCGCAGUGGUUCCUCAAGAGCUUCCGGUGAUUUGAAAGUUGGGGAGAUUGAGAUCUCUGAAGCUGAUGCGAGCUGGAAUGGAAAAGACAACGUCUUGGAAAAAAUCGACCUGUCAGUAAAACCGCAAGAACUCGUCGUUUGUACAGGAAAAGUUGGAGCUGGAAAAUCCAGCCUUCUAGCGUUGAUUAUGGACGAGUUGAAAAUCACUUCUGGAAACGCCAUGUCAAGUGGGACGAUUUCCUACUGUCCCCAAGAAGCCUGGAUCUUCAUCGGCUCGAUCAGAGAAAACAUCCUCUUUGGCGCUCCAUUCAACGAAGAAAAAUACAACCAAGUCGUGGAAAAAUCCGCUCUCUCGCGAGAUAUCGAGCUCUUUCCAAAGGGAGACCAGACGAUUGUCGGUGACAAAGGGGUGUCUCUUUCUGGAGGGCAGCGAGCUAGAAUUAACUUUGCCCGAGCGCUUUAUCGAGAAGCAGAUAUUUACAUCUUCGAUGAUCCAUUUUCUGCAGUGGAUCCGAGGGUUGGAAAGAAACUAGCCUACACAAUUCAUACUUACUUGACGAGCAAAACGAGGAUAGUAAUUACGCACCAGGAGCACUACUUGCCUAAAUACAAUCAACUGAUAACCAUCGCCAACGGAAAAAUCACUGACAACAAACAGAACGAAGAAACAGAGUCAAUCAAACUCGAAGAGCCCACAGAAGAGUCUACAAUCAGCUUGCCAAAAAAUCACGAAGAAAGUUCAGCUCAAGAAAAGUUCAAAGAAAAAAAUGAAGAAGGAAGUCUCAGCUGGUCAAUGUUGAAAGGCUACUUGUCGAUGAAACACCCCUUGUUCGGAUGGCUACUGUAUUUCUGCUUCGAAAUGAGCGGGAUGGGACUCGUCUAUUUUUCGGACAUUUGGCUGAAGAUAUGGGUUUCCGAUGUGGAGAGACAGACGAGAGAAUUGUGUGAAGAUUCUCGGAAUGAGAAUAUUUCGAUCUCGGUCCACAAUGAAAGUAGAUUUAUUGAGUCUCCGUUUGGGGACUGCGAAAGUGUCAAUUUGAUGGACUUGCCGGACUCUUACUACUACAAGAAUGUCUAUCUAGGAAUUUCUAUCGCCAUCCCUUUCAUCGUCAUCGCCUUCCGAACUACUUUCCUCCGCAUGUGCGUGAUGACCAACGCAUCUCUCCACGACAAGAUGACGAAGCAAGUAAUCCGCGCGCCGGUCAGCUUCUUCGAAGAAUCUUCAGGAGGAGUCGUACUCAAUAGAUUCUCCAAGGAACUCGGCCAAGUGGAUGAUAUGCUUCCAUUUACGUCGAUGGAUGCUGUCAGUAUUGGCCUUUCGGUGAUAGGAAUUCUGACUGUUGUUGGCUUCGCGAAUAUUUACACGGUCCUCAUUUCGGUUCCGUUACUGUACAUCUGCUUGUAUCUCCGCCGGUACUACAUCAAAACUGCCCGUCAACUGAAACGACUAGAAGGCUCACUUCGAUCGCCAAUGUACGACACAGUCAACUCGACUUUCAACGGUCUUCUGGUUGUCCGCGCUUUCCGGCAGCAUGAUUUGUCUAUUUCCGAGUUCGACAAGAGGCAGGAUCGACAUACAGGCGCAUGGAUGCUCUUUUUGGAAACUGGUCGCUGGCUUGGAUUCAGUCUGGACCUGAUUUUGUCUACUUACAUCUUCAUCAUUGCUGUUUGUUGUCCGCUUCUUGCCAAGUACUCGGGAAUGGAUCCUGGAGAUGUUGGACUGACCUUAGCGACGCUGGUUCAAAUUUUGGGAAUGAUGCAGUGGGGAGUCCGGCAAAGUGCCGAGACAGAAGCUCUUCUUACUUCAGUGGAACGCUUGAUGAGCUACACAACUCUUGAAACAGAAACUACCAAAGGAAAAGUCGCUGAGAAAGAGUGGCCAUCAUCCGGCGAGAUUGAAUUCAAACAACUGCAUUUCAGCCACGGCUACAGUGGAGAGGCAGCCGAUGAUGUCCUGAAAAAUAUCUCCCUAAAGAUCCAUUCGGGCGAGAAAAUCGGAAUCGUCGGCCGAACCGGCGCUGGAAAAAGCUCCCUGACGACAUCGCUCUUCCGACUGCGCGAAAUCCGCGACGGAGAAAUCAUCAUCGACGGCGAAAACACCGCUGACCUCAAGCUCAAGUGUCUCCGAGAAGGGAUCACGCUCAUUCCUCAGGAGCCAACGAUAUUUUCGGACACGAUAAGGUCGAAUUUAGAUCCAAAUUCGGUCAGAACGGACGCUGAGAUUUGGUCGGUUCUUGAAACGACGCAGCUGAAAGAAGCCGUGGAAGCUCUUGAAGGAAAACUCAGCUACGAGCUGCCGCCUGGAGGAUCAACCUUUUCAAUUGGUCAGAGGCAGCUGAUGUGCAUGGCCCGCGCGCUGCUUUCCCGAACAAAGAUUCUCCUCAUCGACGAAGCGACCGCAAACGUAGACCCUAAAACUGACGAUAUCAUCCAAGCCAUCAUCCGAACCGAGUUCGCCGACUGUACUACGCUGACUAUUGCCCACCGAAUCAACACGAUCAUCGACUGCGAUCGUAUUCUUGUGCUCAAAAACGGAAAUGUUGCUGAAUUCGAUAGCCCAGGAAACCUACUCAACGACGAUGCCUCAUAUUUUUCCCAGAUCGUCUCAGAAACGAACAUCGCUGCUGAAUUGCGUCAACGAGCAAAAAAUAAAUAA
This is a messenger RNA of Oikopleura dioica, 3927 nucleotides long. NCBI's taxonomy places the organism in Eukaryota, Metazoa, Chordata, Appendicularia, Copelata, Oikopleuridae. The record is from the annotation of a GenBank genome assembly.